UAUAAUAUCACCCCACCACCACCACUUUCCCCCAUACCUCUCCAUCUUCCACCUCCUCUGUCUCACCUCUUUGUUUUCUUCUUCUCUCUGUAAAAAAAAACCAUGGGAAUGAUGAUAAGAUCCACAAAACCCUUCCUAAUCCCUUCACUUUCCAUCAUACUUCUUCUUCUGAACACAAUCCCACUCGCAACAUCUCAAUACACAAUUGGAGUUAACUAUGGAAUGGUUGCAGAUAAUCUCCCACCACCAUCAGCAGUGGCUUCAUUUCUUCAAUCAAAAACAAAUAUCGAUAGAAUCAAACUCUUUGAUGCAAACCCAGAUGUGCUUAGAGCUUUUGCUAACACUAACAUUUCGGUUACUGUGAGUAUAGCUAAUGGCUACAUCCCUGAUCUUACUGAUUUACAGAAAGCAAAAGAGUGGGUUUCUGCUAAUGUUGUUCCUUUCUACCCACAAACUAAAAUCAUUAGAGUUUUAGUUGGUAAUGAAGUUCUGUAUUGGAAGGAUAAGAAACAGAUUGCUUAUCUUCUUAGAGCUAUGGAGUCUGUUCAUAAAGCUUUGCAAGAUCUUGGGUUAAACAAGAUUCAAGUCUCUACACCUCAUGCUUUGAACAUCUUAUCAAUUUCUGAUCCACCAAGUGCAGGGCAAUUCAAGCCUGUGUAUGAUACUCGUAUCAUAAAACCAAUUCUUGAGUUCCAUAACAGAACUAAAUCUCCUUUCAUGGUAUGUCCAUAUCCUUACUUUGGGUUCAAUGAUGUCACAUUAGAUUAUGCAAUUUUCAAAUCAAACCCAGGUGCAGUUGAUAAGAACACUGGUAAGAGGUAUAUGAACAUGUUUGAGCAAUUACUUGAUGCUACCCAUUCAGCUAUGAAGAGAGUUGGGUUUGGUGAUGUCGAGAUUGUUGUUGCUGAAACUGGAUGGCCAUCAGUUGGUGGUGAAAAUCAACCAGCUGUGAAUGUUGAGAAUGCUUUGUCUUACAAUGGGGGUGUUGUCAAGUUUGUGAAUUCUGGGAAAGGUACUCCAUUGAUGCCUAAUAAGAAGUUUGAGACUUAUAUCUUCUCAUUGUUUAAUGAGAAUCAGAAACCAAUGGGUGUUGCCGAACAGAACUUUGGUUUGUUUAAAGCUGAUUUUACUCCUGUUUAUGAUGUUGGGAUCUUGAAAACUGGUGAUCAGAGUGCACCUCCAUCUACCACACCUGUGACCCCAUCACCAACACCAGCAGUUACACCGGCACCAGUCGAUUCUCCGACUCCAGUGACACCAGUUACACCAGCACCGGUCGACUCUCCGACGCCAACCACACCAGCACCGGUUGAUUCCAAACAAUGGUGUGUGCCAGCAGGAGAUGUCAGUGAUGAAUUCUUGCAGCAUAACAUAGAUUACGUGUGCAGCUUGGGUUCAGUUGAUUGUCAGCCUAUUCAAGACACGGGUGCCUGUUUUGACCCGAACACGAUCAGGUCGCACGCAUCAUUUGCCAUGAACGCUUAUUACCAAACAUUUGGUCACGAGCCUCUCAAUUGCGACUUCGACGGCACCGGAAUUGUUGUCAACACCGAUCCCAGUUACGGUACAUGUGAAUAUGUAUCUUAGAGAAUGGGAUAUUGGAUUCGAGGUGUUGGAUUUCUUAAUCAAGAAAAGCAAUUAGAGUAUUGGUAAGGGCAAUUGGCACAUGGUUUGUGGUGUAGAGAAGAAGGAAAGAAUGUGACCAUUACUGCACCAAACAGCUAGUAUGUACCCCUCAACGGCUAGUCUUUUUGGGAACUGAUUUGUGCAUCAUGGGAUUUGAUUUGAUUCAUCUUUUUAGUGAUUAUUAUACAUGUGGUUCUUAGUAUUAUUCAUGUGGUUGCAUUUUGGUUUGUUUUUAAUGGGAAAUUUUGUCAUUAUUUUAUAGGACCUGAAAGACUGCUCUCAAUUGUAUGGUAUCGAUUCAUUUUAUGCACCUCGUAGAAUAUUAAUCGGAAAAGCAAUCCACUUCUGUAAUGCUUUCCAAUUGAGACAAAUGCAGUAAUUUUGGGUUCUGUUCAGUAUAAAAACAUGAAGACAAAUGCGGUAAUUUUUGGUUGUUACAGA
Molecule: messenger RNA, 2067 nt
Organism: Papaver somniferum (opium poppy)
Lineage: Eukaryota; Viridiplantae; Streptophyta; Magnoliopsida; Ranunculales; Papaveraceae
Product: glucan endo-1,3-beta-glucosidase-like
Exons: 3
Coding region: 103-1587 (494 amino acids)
Biological process (GO): carbohydrate metabolic process
Cellular component (GO): plasma membrane
Molecular function (GO): hydrolase activity, hydrolyzing O-glycosyl compounds
Source: RefSeq, a predicted model, not a curated record